AUGAAGCAAAUCUGGCUCUCUCUACUCUUUGGCCUCUCCCUAUGUCUGGUUUUCUUUUGCGCUGCCGAGGAAGGACUCGAGUUCCCUAACUUUGACGGGAAGGACAGGGUGCUGGACAUCAACGAGCGCAACUUCAAGAAGGCUCUGAAGAGAUACGACCUGCUGUGCCUGUUCUACCAUGAACCCAUGCCAGCCAACAAGGGCCUGCAGAAGCGGUUCCAGAUGACAGAGCUGGUGCUGGAGCUCACAGCCCAAGUCCUGGAGAACAAAGACAUUGGUUUUGGGAUGGUGGACUCCCAGAAGGAUUCCAAAGUAGCCAAAAAGCUGGGUCUACAGGAGGUGGGCAGCUUGUACGUCUUCAAGGACGACCGAGUCAUUGAGUUUGAUGGAGAGCUCUCAUCAGACACACUGGUGGAGUUCUUGCUAGAUGUGCUGGAGGACCCAGUAGAAAUGAUCAAUAAUGCAAUGGAGCUGCGAGCCUUCGAGAGGAUGGAGGAGGACAUCCGCCUCAUUGGCUACUUCAAGGGAGAAGAUUCAUAUUUCAAAGCUUUUCAGGAGGCCUCGGAGCGUUUUCAACCUUACAUCAAGUUCUUUGCUACAUUUGAUAAAUCUGUAGCCAAACAUCUCUCCCUCAAGAUGAAUGAAGUGAAUUUCUAUGAGCCAUUCAUGGAGGAGCCCGCCAUCCUGCCUGGCAGACCUCUGUCUGAGAUGGACAUUGUUGACUUUGUCAACCAACACAGGAGAGCUACUUUGAGGAAGCUCCGGGCCGAGAAUAUGUUUGAGACAUGGGAGGACGACAUGGAUGGAAUACAUAUUGUUGCAUUUGCUGAAGAGGAAGAUCCAGAUGGCUAUGAGUUCCUGGAGAUCCUGAAGGACGUGGCCAGAGACAACACCAACAACGCAGAGCUCAGCAUUGUUUGGAUCGACCCAGAUGACUUCCCUCUGCUGACAACUUACUGGGAAAAAACCUUCAAGUUGGACCUAUUUAGACCUCAGAUUGGUGUGGUCAACGUCACAGAUGCGGACAGUGUAUGGCUGGACAUGUCCAACGAUGAGGACCUACCCACAGCAGAAGAGCUGGAGGACUGGAUAGAGGAUGUCCUGUCGGGGAGGGUGAACACCGAGGACGAUGACGAGUCCGCCGACGACCAGGAAAGCCCUGACAGCUACAUCACAGAAGACAGCGGGGAAAGUCGUGACCCAGAUGAGGAAGAUGACAGCGAUGACUAA
Scomber scombrus (Atlantic mackerel) is the source of this 1230-nucleotide messenger RNA. Its product is annotated as calsequestrin-2-like. Gene Ontology annotation, cellular component: sarcoplasmic reticulum lumen. The record is from RefSeq and is a predicted model, not a curated record. The transcript is spliced from 11 exons. The coding region runs from base 1 to 1230 and encodes 409 amino acids. Gene Ontology annotation, molecular function: calcium ion binding. Lineage: Eukaryota; Metazoa; Chordata; Actinopteri; Scombriformes; Scombridae. Gene Ontology annotation, biological process: regulation of cardiac muscle contraction by regulation of the release of sequestered calcium ion.